AUGUACUCCACAGUACUUCAUAUACUUCAGGAUACUUCAUGGUACGUCAGAACACCACUACGCUCAAGCUCAAUUGACAUUCAUCCAAAUGCAAAAUGGAAGCAAAUUGGUGUUACUGUAGCUGGAGGAAAUGAAGAAGGCAAUGGCAUCAAUCAACUCAAUUGCCCUUGGGGUUUGUAUGUUGAUGAUGAGGAAACAGUUUAUGUUGCUGAAGAAUCGAAUCAUCGCAUAAUGGAAUGGAAAUCGGGUGCGACGAAUGGCAAAGUUAUUGUUGGUGGAAAGGGAAAUGUAGC
This is a messenger RNA of Rotaria sp. Silwood1, 293 nucleotides long. The record is from the annotation of a GenBank genome assembly. Lineage: Eukaryota; Metazoa; Rotifera; Eurotatoria; Philodinida; Philodinidae.